AUGCAGCUGUUUCUUUUAUCACUUGUUGUCAUUUGUGGUACAAUCCUGUACCGGAAGUAUCAGAAGAUGUACAAAUUUGCGGAUAAUAUAGAAAAGAUGCAGUCGUACGUUCCGAUUCUCGGCCAUUCGUUACUGUUGCUGGGCAAAUCGCACGAAAAAAUCUUUAAAAUAUUAAACGAUGCGUUUCUCAAGCACGAUCGUUUAUAUCAAAUGAGGCUUGGAUGGACGCUGUUCGUCUCUUCAUCUCAUCCCGAUAUUAUACAUGCAGUGUUGGAUAAUCCCAAGGUGAUGAACAAGGCUCCACAGUAUGCAUUUUUCAAUGCAGACUUUGGGAUAUUUACAAGCGCUUAUCCUCUGUGGAAACAUCAGCGGAAAAUGUUAAAUACUUCGUUCAACAAACGCAUCCUAGAAAGUUUUAUACCGUUGUUUGACAAAUGUGCAGCAAAAAUGAUCAACGAAAUGAAGCGAGAGCCAAAUCUUAGCCAGGUUAAUGUGAUUACGCACGCAAGUCGGUGUACGCUUGACAUGGUUUGUGGUGCAACUCUCGGUGCAGAUAUUUUGGACGAUCCGGAAGCAAACAAAUAUGUUUCAUACGUAGCAGAAGGACUCGAGAUUGUGACUGCACGUAUCUUCAACGUACUAAAGCAUCCUGAAUUUAUAUACAAGCUUACUAAAGACUAUAAGCUAGAAAUGCAAUACCGCGAAGAUUUCACGAGAUACCUGCGUACAAUAAUUGAUCGAAAAAAAAGCUCUAUCUUGGUGGAAGAUGCUAAAAACACAGUACAAGAAGAUGAAGAGAUUUCAUAUAGAAAACCUCAAAUAUUCAUCGAUCAUCUACUUAGAGGAAAACGUGCUGGACAACCUAUUUCGGAAAUCGAAAUUUUGGAUCAAUGUAUUACGAUCAUUAUAGCGGGAAAUGACACGAUGGGAUUAGCCGUAUGCAAUAUACUAACACUGUUGGCAAUGCAUCCAGAUGUGCAGGAAAAGGUUCGAGACGAAAUUAUCAAUAUUUUCCCAGCCGACACAACCAUCGAAACGACUCCAGAAGCAUUAAACGAGCUGGUUUAUUUGGAGCGAUGUAUCAACGAAGGGUUGAGGUUAUGUCCUUCCGGUCCAAUUGUGGCUCGGGUUUGCAGCGAUGACGUGGAGGUGGAUGGCAAUAUCAUACCGCGCGGUACAUCCUUUUUGUUCAGCUUCGCCGCAUUGCACCGGCGAAAGGACCUUUGGGGACCGGAUGCAGACCAAUUUGAUCCGGAUCGGUUCCUGCCUGAACGCUCGCUCGGACGCCAUCCCCAUGCGUUCGAACCGUUCAGCAUGGGUUCGAGAGAUUGCAUUGGCAAACGAUACGCUAUGAUGGGGUUGAAGCUUCUGUUUGUUCACUUGCUGAGAAGCUUUCGCUUUCACACGGAUCUGGAGUUCGACAAGAUGGAGUUUAAAUUCGAUAUUACGUUAAAUCUUUCGCAGGGGUACAUGUUUCGCAUUGAGCCAUUUAAAAGGUUCCAUUCACAGAACAGCCUUCGAAAAGUGACGCUGGUCUUCAAACGGCAGGAGCCCGAAGUUCAAAUCACAUCCGGACAGUUCCCCAUAGUGAGGACGAACAAUCAGACUACGUGGUAUCGGCAGUCUAGAUCGAUGAAAAUGUGGUUGCUGUUGUUUACGUUGGUGAUUGCGAUUGUGGGACUUUUACACUGCUGGAUUCUUCAGCGGCAUAGGUUCGCGAACCAUCUCCCAAACAUGCAACCGUACUAUCCCAUUAUCGGAAAUGGGCAGUUAUUUAUGGGAAAGUCGCGUGUGAAGCUGUUUAACGUGCUGAUGGGUCCGUUUAAGGAAUUUCGUGGAUGGUUUAAAAUAUGGCUUGGCCCUAAGUUAGUGCUGUGUACGUCCCAUCCAGACAUCAUGCACGCAGUGCUUACACAUCCCGACUGUCUGGAGAAGCCAUUUUUCUAUGACUUCAUCAAACUAGAGCACGGAAUAUUUGCUGGACACUAUCAUCCGUGGAAAACUCAACGCAAAGCGCUCAACCCGGCAUUCAACACACGUAUCCUGCACAGUUUUAUCCCCGUGUUUGUCCAGUGCGCCAAGCUGAUGGUUGAAAAUAUGGAGAAAAGCAUCAACGAAGGUCACAACUCGCUGUCCAUCUUUCCGUUCAUAAGCAAGUGCACGCUGGAGAUGGUUUGCGGUACUACAAUCGGGUGCGAUGUAAUGGAGCAGCCCGGCAAGGAAACGUUUAUAGAAAAUGUGGACCGAUGUUUCGAACUGGUAGCAAAACGGAUGCUGAAUAUUCAUCACUAUGUAGAACUUCUGUACGGAUUUACCAAAGACUGCUUGGAAGAAUCUGAACGGCGUACUUCCUGUUACCGUUUCUUCGAGUCGGUCAUAGAAAAAGCCAAAUCGCGCAUCCAAUCAACCGAAGUCGUUGAUGAAUCUACGGCAUACAAAAAACCACAAAUAUUUGCGGACCAGCUCUUAUCAGUUAAGCACAAUGGAAAUCCUUUUACAGACAUAGAAAUCACACAUAACAUCUACUCGAUGAUAGCAGCGGGGAACGAUACCACUGCGCUACAAGUUACCCAUACCUGUUUGUUUCUGGGCAUGUUCCCAGACAUUCAGGAGCGAGUGUAUCGUGAGGUGAUGGAGGUGUUUCCCGACCCUGAACAGGAUAUUACGCUGGAGGAUCUUAAGAACCUCACAUACAUGGAGUGUGUUAUAAAGGAAAGUCUGCGGCUAGCACCGUCAGGACCCAAUAUUGCGCGCCAAACGAUGAAAGACAUAGAAAUAGCGGAUCUACGCAUUCCGAAGGAUAGUCUCAUUGUGAUGAGCAUAUUCUCCAUGCAACGUCGUGAAGAUGUUUGGGGACCUGAUGCGAACGAAUUUGAUCCCGAUCGAUUUCUACCGGAACGGAGUGUUGGUAGAAAUUUGAACGCCUUCGUACCAUUUAGUGCUGGGUCGCGGAACUGUAUCGGCGCGCGCUACGCGAUGCUCAGCAUGAAAGUGAUGUUGUCGAGUGUACUGAGACGAUUGCGUUUACGAUCAAACAUGCGUAUGAAGGAUUUGCAAUUUCGGUUUGAUUUAACGCUAAAGCUUGAGUCGGAUUAUGAGGUGGUUAUAGAAAAGCGUGCCUAA
This is a messenger RNA of Anopheles maculipalpis, 3123 nucleotides long. RefSeq lists its product as uncharacterized. The coding region runs from base 1 to 3123 and encodes 1040 amino acids. Gene Ontology annotation, molecular function: monooxygenase activity; iron ion binding; heme binding. Lineage: Eukaryota; Metazoa; Arthropoda; Insecta; Diptera; Culicidae. The record is from RefSeq and is a predicted model, not a curated record. The transcript has 11 exons.